This is a messenger RNA of Gamsiella multidivaricata, 1402 nucleotides long. RefSeq names its product mitochondrial isobutyryl-CoA dehydrogenase. Gene Ontology annotation, molecular function: flavin adenine dinucleotide binding; acyl-CoA dehydrogenase activity. NCBI's taxonomy places the organism in Eukaryota, Fungi, Mortierellomycota, Mortierellomycetes, Mortierellales, Mortierellaceae. The record is from RefSeq and is a predicted model, not a curated record. Gene Ontology annotation, biological process: lipid metabolic process. The transcript has 7 exons. The coding region runs from base 48 to 1295 and encodes 415 amino acids.
AUCUCUCUUCUCCAUACUUCACGCUCCACUCAUUCCACUGAAUCACCAUGGCCUCCCUUCUUCGCAUCACUGCGCGACGCGCCCCUGCUAGGCUCGGCCGAGCUGCAUCUGUUGUCCCCAACCAGAUUCGCCACUUGACUACCUCGCCCAUCGAUCCCUCCACGGGACUCACAGACGAUCAGAUGGAGCUCCAGAGUUUGGCCCGCGCAUUUGCGGAUAAAGAAUUUGCGCCCAAGAUGCAGGAGUGGGACGAGAACCAACAUUUCCCCAUCGAUGUCCUUCGGAAGGGUGCUGAGCUCGGUUUCGGUGGCCUUUACACUCGCGAAGACGUUGGUGGCUCUGGCCUCGGGCGUUUGGAGACCUCUGUGAUCUUCGAGGCGCUGUCGACUGGCGACGUCUCUACUACCGCUUACAUCAGUAUUCAUAACAUGUGCACAUGGAUGAUCGAUGUCUUUGGAUCUGAAGAGCAGCGUCAAAAAUACCUGCCCAAGUUGACCAGCAUGGAGCAUUUUGCCUCUUACUGCCUGACUGAGCCUGGCGCUGGAUCUGAUGCCGCUGGUCUUUCUACCACUGCUGUCAAGAAGGGAUCCCACUAUGUCCUCAAUGGAAGCAAGGCCUUCAUCUCCGGUGGAGGCUCCUCCGAUGUCUAUUUGAUCAUGGCCCGCACUGGCGGCCCUGGUCCAAAGGGCAUCUCCUGUUUCAUUGUUGAGAAGGGAUUCAAGGGUUUAAGCUUCGGCAAGAAGGAGAACAAGUUGGGAUGGAACUCGCAGCCCACUAGAGCCGUUAUCAUGGAGGACUGCGAAGUGCCAGCUGAGAACUUGGUUGCCUCCGAAGGUCAGGGAUUCUCUAUUGCCAUGAAGGGUCUCAACGGAGGUCGUAUCAACAUUGGAUCGUGCAGUUUGGGAGCCGCCCAGGCUUCGUUGGAGCUCGCUAUCGAGCACGUCAAAGUCCGCAAGCAGUUCAAUCAACCCUUGGCUAACUUCCAGAACACCCAGUUCAAGCUCGCGGAUAUGGCAACUAGUUUGCUGUCGUCAAGACUGAUGAUCCGUCAGGCCGCCACGAUGCUGGACCAGAACCACCCCAGCAUAGCUAGCUUUGCUGCCAUGGCCAAAUUGCAUGCUACAGAUGAAUGCUUCAAGAUCUGCGACGACAGCUUGCAGCUACACGGUGGAUACGGGUACUUGAAGGACUAUAAGGUGAACGUCUUCCUCCGCGAUUCUCGUGUUCACCGUAUCCUCGAGGGCACCAACGAGGUAAUGCGUAUGGUCACCUCCCGAGCUCUCUUGUCCGAGUAGAAAAAUAAAGUAUCGCGUUCAGACAUACAAAUCUACAAUAUAGGCAAAGUUUGUUCAAGCAGGAUAGAUCUCUUAUAUCUGUUGUUUCCUUCGGAAGCACUAGUGGC